AUUGAACUUUGCAUCAGAUCUCCAGUUACACAUUGCUCCAUAGCCGUACUGCUCUCUCCAUAAUCUAUUGUCAAGAAUCUUAUCGAACGCAUACUCUUCUUCACACAGUUCGGCUUCUAAGCAGUCCCUUCUACUAUGUCUCUACGCCUCGUGAGAGCAGAAAAGGCGGAUAUCCCCAAGCUGGUCGAUUUGUAUUUCGAGACGUUCAAGAGUCUAUUGGUUCUGCGGGUAAAACCUGAUGUACCACCCGUCCGCGAAUGGUGUAAGAAGAGCCUGGAAAGCGACAUCGAGAAGCCACAUACCCGAAUAUACAAGGUCGUGGAGGGCCAAGCCGAGUCGGUGCAGGCAUCAGACGAAAUCAUAGCAUUCGCCAAAUGGAGCUCGCCGCAUACCGAGCCUCCGCAGGAGAAACCCACCGAGUGGCCCGUAGGCGGUGAUGUCGCGCUAUUCCGGGAAGUUGUUGGCAAAGCGACAGAGAAAAGGAAGCGGAUAAUGGGCGAAGAGGAGCAUUGGUACUUAGCCGUCCUCGCAACCUUGCCAAAGCACCAGCGCAGAGGCGCGGGAUCGCUACUUAUGACUGAACUCUGCAAACAGGCGGAUCAAUCUGGGCACCGGAGUUAUGUUGAGGCGUCACCUCUCGGCAAACCGACAUAUCAACGGUUCGCAUUUGAAGAGCGGGAUACGUUUAGUGUUUUGAUUGAUGGCGAACCGUAUAUUGAUUGCUGUAUGGUGCGUGAACCACUAAAGCCAUCGUGAUUAUCAAUGUCACUAGGUGCUAUUCGAUGAGGUAGGUUGAGUUUAGACGAAAGAUUAAAUUUCAAAUCCUCAUCUCAAUUUCAAAUCCCAUUUUUCAGAAUCGAGCGACCGCACUGGUGGUUGGCAAGUUACGACAGAAUUACGAGCAUUAGGAGAUGGUAAUGUGUUGAAAGAUUACAGCUUUUUUAUUUCAAGGAGUGACUAGGGAACGCAGCUGAACUCGUUCACGGGCCACUUAGGGGUGGCCACUUUCCUUCCUCCGCUAUAUAUACUCUUAGCUAACGUCCCCCUGGGUGGCGGAAAACCCCCUGUGCCGGAAUAAAUCUAUUGUUUAGGCAUCUCAACUCUUUCCCUCGCAAUUCUAUUAAGUUAUUAUUAAUGUUUUAUUGUUCUUUAGGCAUUUCUCCCUAG
Molecule: messenger RNA, 1167 nt
Organism: Mytilinidion resinicola
Lineage: Eukaryota; Fungi; Ascomycota; Dothideomycetes; Mytilinidiales; Mytilinidiaceae
Product: acyl-CoA N-acyltransferase
Exons: 2
Coding region: 136-756 (206 amino acids)
Molecular function (GO): acyltransferase activity, transferring groups other than amino-acyl groups
Source: RefSeq, a predicted model, not a curated record